Molecule: messenger RNA, 4217 nt
Organism: Caenorhabditis angaria
Lineage: Eukaryota; Metazoa; Nematoda; Chromadorea; Rhabditida; Rhabditidae
Source: the annotation of a GenBank genome assembly
AUGAAAAAUCUUCUAACCUUUCUUCUUGUCUAUCUGGCGAGUUAUUCAAACUCAGAAGAUGCUGAAAAAUCAGCUUUUACUCAAUUCGAUUCUGGAACAAAGUUGGAAAUCAACUCGGAUCAGAAAAAAGUGAUUCGAAUUGGACAUCUUGGAGCUGUUGGAUUGAUGCCAAAUGAUGAGAAGAUUUUGAAUAUCAGUAAAGAAACUUUGAUUGAGGAAGGAAUUAUUGGGAAGGAUAUUGAGAUUGAGUAAGUCGUUGGAGAUCUUGGAAGGAGUCUGGAUUUUUGAGAUCUGAAAAAAGAUCUUUAAUUGUUCAGUGAAAAAAUAUGAGCAAUUUCAUCUUCAAAGUUUUAAGAAUGAAAAUUUUGCUAAACACAAUAUACGUUUUCAGAAUAAUCUCGAAACAGACAUGCAGUGAAGCAUUUGAAGGUGUUGCAGUUGCUGCUGAAAUGUAUCAUGUUCAUCAAGUUCGAGCAUUCAUUGGACCGUAUUGUGCAUCAGGUUGGAAAAUUAAUUAUUACGUUUUUUAUCAAAAAAAUCAUAUUAUUCAGAACUGGAGGCUGUUACGAAAAUGGCAACAUUUUGGAACAUCCCAAUAAUUUCCUAUUCAUCAGUUCCAAAUGCAAUUUCUGAUCGAAGUGUCUACAAAACUUUGGCGAGAAUUUCAUCGAAAAAUACAAAUUCAUUGGCGGAAGCAACUGUUGCGCUUUUAUUACAUUAUCGUUGGUCAAAAGUUGCGAUUGUUAGUAAUACGGGAACUGGAGCAUAUGAAAAAGUGGCGACUUUUGAAGAUGUUUUGCAUCGAGUUGGAAUUCAAUUGGUCAAGAAAAUUACGUUUGAUGAGAAUGUUGAGGCGAAUGAUAUUAUUAAUUCGGGAAUGAUGAGUGAUUUGGCGAGUAGCGCGAGAAGUUAGUUUUGGAAAGGGGAGGGGUCUCUUUCUAAAAAUCUGUUAUUUUCCAAGCUCGGACAAACUAUCUAGAUUAGUUUUUGAAAAAUCUAGAAAAAUAUCAAGGAAAACAAAGUUCGCAGGAUUUUAUGGAAACUUUUUCAACAAAACUUCCAACUUUAAUUUUUUACAGUUGUGAUCUUGCUUUUCUCCUCAACAAAAGAAAUCACCAAAGAAUUUAUGCAAGCAACUUAUACACUUGGAAUGAACAAUGCAGAAUAUGCUUAUAUCAUACCUUGGCUCCAAAAUGCUCAAAAAGAUGCGACACCUUGGAUUGGUGCAGAUGGUGAAAUAAUGCAACGUGUAAAAGAUCAUUAUGCAAAUGCAAUUAUUGUGGACGAUGUUAAUGGUUUUGAUGACACAAUUGUUUCGUCAUUCGUUGAAAAAAUUGAGAAAUAUGGACUUCAUAAGGAUAAUAUUGAUUCAUCAAAUAUUUAUGGUUAUCUUCAUCUUUUUGAUGCUCUUCGAUUAUAUGCGUUGGCUUUGAGAAAAGUUAUAAAUGAAACAAAUAAUGAGGCAUAUGUUACAAAUGGACAAUUUAUUUGGAAUAAAAUGAGACGAUUGAGUUUUGAAGGAGUUGUUUCGAGAAGUUCGAAUGACAGUGAUAAGAAUGAUAUUGGGUCGGUUGGAACUGUUUUGAUGGAUGAUGUUGCUGAUCGAGCACCGAUUUUUGCGGCAUUCUAUAUUUCACCGACUCGGGAUAAAGUUAUGAAAAUGGUUAAUAUGGAAAGUGAAUUGAUCAGUAAUUGUGAUGGAUUGAAAAAUAAAAGUGGAUGUUUCCAAUUGGUAAGUUAGCCCUCCUGUAUUUCACAAAAUUCCAAUGUCAAUUCAGAAAUUGAACGAUGUUAUCAGUGGAUUUUGGCCAAGUGAAGAUGGAUCAAUGCCGUUAGAUGAACCAAUCUGCGGUUAUCGUGGACAAAAAUGCAGUUAUUUAUUGGAAAUCAGUGUUGCCACAUUGAUAAUACUUCUACUUUUAUUAUCAGGAAUAUUUUAUGUUUUAUUCAGAUACUGGUGAGUUUUUUGUUUGAGAGAAUUGUUCUAAUAAUAAUAGAUCGAUAAUAAAUCGAAUAAUCGAAUAAUGAAGAAAAAAAUGAUAUAUAAGGGGAUGAUCUAAUAAUAAAAUUCAUAAAAUUGAUUCAAUGGAAUCUUCCAGCGAGAACAAACAGCUCGAAAAAAUGCCUUGGCGAAUCUUCCACGAUGAUUUGCAAUUUAUUGAUGAGGAACAAGUUAGAUCUAUGGUUAGUUCAAUUUUUGGGCCGGUUUUUAAUGAGGAAAAAUCUCUGAAUCUUACUUUCUGAACUCUUGGAAACAAAGUUUCCGGGUUCUAAACUAACUAAUUUCAGAUGUCGAUUGGUUCAGCGAGCACAAAAUUGAGCAACACACACACCGGUCAAAAACAACACGCAAUAAUCGGUGUCAACACUCAUGCAACUUAUCAUAAAUACCAACAACGUAGACCAAUCAAAUUUGUUCGAGAAGACAUGCAACUUAUCACUCAAAUGAAACAAGCUGUUCAUGACAAUUUGAAUCCAUUUUUGGGAAUGGCAUUCAAUGAAAAAGAGGAAAUGUUGAUUCUAUGGAAGUUUUGUAGUCGGGGAACAGUUCAAGAUCUGAUUUAUAACACAAAUGUGGUUUUAGAUGAAAAGUUUCAUGGAGCUUUUGUCAGAGAUAUCACUUUGGUAAGUUCAUAUAACUUAGGAGUGAAUAGGCAGGAGCAUUUUCAGGGUCUCGAAUAUUUACACGCUUCACCAAUUGGUUAUCAUGGUUCUUUGACACCUUGGUGUUGUUUGAUUGAUAGAAAUUGGAUGAUCAAAUUAUCCGAUUACGGUAUUGCAAAUCCGCUCGAACGUUGGGAAAAACAAGGAGCGAUUAAUAUAACUGCUGUAAAAGAUGCUGAUGACAAAAGUCAAGCUUCACAAUUCACAUGUGAGUUGAAAAGCGGAAAUUUAAAAGUUUUGAGUAAAAGUCUGAGCGGAAAAUAAGAAUAUUUGAAUUUCAGCGGUGUUGUAUUGUGCCCCGGAAUUUUUGAAAAAUCGUGAGCAAAAUCGAAAAAGAGGAAUGGAACAAAGUUGGGUGAAACAGUCAAUGGUUCGAAGACAAGCUGGAGAUAUUUAUGCAUUCGGAAUGGUCAUGUAUGAGAUUUUGUUCAGAAGUUUGCCAUUUAGAGAUAAUGUUAAUGUUUCUGGUGAGAAUAUUCAUUGGAAACUAGGAUGAGCCUUUGAAUUUUUUAGAACUUUGUGAUUAUCUUGCGGAUGGUUCGAAGACAGUCACACCCGAAAUUCAAAAUCAAAUGGGUCUUCAUCCGGAUCUCAACGCGUUGCUAAGAGAUUGUUGGAGUGAAAAUCCAGAAAUCCGACCGUCGAUUCGAAGAGUUCGAUUGAAUACCGAAAUGGUUUUGAAAACCAAAGGUUCUUUGGUUGAUCAGAUGAUGCGAAUGAUGGAACAAUAUGCGAAUAAUCUAGAAAAACUGGUGGCUGAAAGAACUGGAAUGUUAGAAGAGGCGAAUGUUCGAGCUGAUGCUCUUCUCACUCAAUUACUUCCUGCAUAUGUGGCAUCCGAAUUAAAAAUGGGAAGAUCUGUUGCGCCAAAACUUUAUACAUCAGCAACAAUCCUAUUUUCUGAUAUUGUUGGAUUCACAACUAUUUGCUCAAGUUCAACACCAAUCGAAGUUGUUAAUAUGUUGAAUGGAUUAUAUACUGGAUUCGAUGAAUGUAUUACAAAUAACAAGAGUUACAAAGUUAGUCAGAAAAGUUUUAGAACUUUUGAGAAAUAUUAGCAAAGUUACUCUUUUUCACAAAAUUGGAAUUUUCAGGUUGAAACAAUUGGUGAUGCUUAUAUGGUUGUUUCUGGUAUUCCGGAAGAAAAUGGAAAUGAUCAUUCGAAAAACAUAGCAAAUAUUGCAUUAGAUAUGCGACAAUAUUUGACUGGCUACCAAAUCCCACAUCGUCCAACAACCCGAAUUCGUUGUCGAUGGGGUUUUCAUACUGGUUCGGUAGCUGCUGGUGUUGUUGGUCUCACAUCUCCACGUUAUUGUCUUUUUGGAGAUACUGUAAAUGUUGCAUCUCGAAUGGAAUCAACUGGAAAACCUGGAAUGGUUCAAAUGAGCUCGGAAGCCUAUUAUCAUUUGACAGCUCAUCAUCCACAUUUUGUCACUACUGAAAGAGGAGAAGUUGAAGUGAAAGGAAAAGGAUCGGUUUGCACAUUCUGGUUGGAAAACAGAGCUGAUGAUAAAUCGACUGAUGCUUAUAUCAACAAUAAAGAUGGAAUUUAA